Messenger RNA from Phragmites australis (common reed), 1205 nucleotides. RefSeq lists its product as uncharacterized. The coding region runs from base 1 to 1092 and encodes 363 amino acids. The transcript is spliced from 2 exons. The record is from RefSeq and is a predicted model, not a curated record. NCBI's taxonomy places the organism in Eukaryota, Viridiplantae, Streptophyta, Magnoliopsida, Poales, Poaceae.
AUGUUCGUGCCAAAAUCGUUUGGGAAACAGCAAGAGCCAGACGAAAAGCUGGCUCCUUUGUUCGCGUUCUCGUCGGCGACCGGGCGGUGGAGCAGGCAGCUAUUCGAGCCGGGGCGGUGCGCCCCGGCGCGCCUCUACGACAAGGUGAUGCGGCGGCGCAGGCAAAGCUCGGAGGUGGACCCGUGGGUGCGGACGUGGCGGUUGGCCGUGCACUCCCACGGCUCUCUGUACGCGCACUGCGAGAAGCACGUCCUUGUGGUCUUGCGCUGCUCGGAGGGGACGUACGACAUGGUCAGGCCGCCGGCCGACGCCGAUGCCAACGACGGAGCACACUACGCAGCAGAGCACGUCUUGUCGCACCUUCCCGUGGACUCUUAUCUUCCAGAGCACCGAGGAAGGGGUGCUGCUGCGGUACGCGAGCGUCGACGUGUUCCGCGUCAAGGUGUGGGCGUUACAAGAAUCGACAGACGAGGGCAGCUGGGGUGGACGCUGACGCACGACAAGGACCUCUCCGCGUACGCGCGCAUGCUGGACCUACUGCAUGACGCGCCGUCCAAUUGCGUUCAGCUUGCCACCGAAGGAAGAGGUGGAGGCCAAGGCAAGUGCGUUUGGUUCUCGGACGAGGACGGCGAUGACGUUGCCAAUGGCGGCAAGGGCGAUGGGUGCCCCGGGCGAUGGAACUGGGACGACGCCAGCCUGCUCGACGUGGAGGUUGGAGAGGGCGAGCUGCUCGGCGGCGCGGCCUGUUCGCCGCCCCCGUUCUCGUUCCUGGGGUGCCACCCGAGCAAGGAGGUGAUCUACCUCGCCGCCGGAGCGUUCCACGUCGUGGCGUACCAUCUCGGCAGCGCCAAGGUGCAGUACCUGGGCCGUGUGAUGUCGCUGGGCGACGGUGACCGCGUCGAGGGCGUGUUCCCAUACCGCCCGUGCAUCGUCGACGCGCUCCCUCCCUACAGCUGCCCGUUCCCGUGCGUGAAGAUCGCCAACAAAGCGUCGUUGAUUGGACAACGAGGAGCUGCUACUCGUGACAGCGGCCAGCCGUCCGAGAAAUACGUGCCACCCCGUUCCGUUCGUGCUCGUCUCGUGGCAGUUUAAAGAGCAGCGGAGGCAGAGUUCAAUUUUCAGUUUACCAGCAAGAGAAUCGGUAAAUUUACUGUUACUUAGUGGAUUUAGAUUAAUUAUAUCAUUAGUCCGCCUACAAACUCCGU